AUGUCCACAACAACGCCACGCAGAGUCGGCGAAUCCUCGUGGACCGAUGAGGAGAAGCAGCGCCUCCACAGGCUGCGAACAACGGGCAAUACGAAAGGUAUGCCUUGGACAGCUUUCCACAAGCUCAAUCACUUUCCCAACCACACCGACGCAGCUGUCCAGAUGCAAUUUUACCGGAUGACAUCUAUGACUAUUAGUGCCAGGAAGAGAAGGGAACGUGGAAGCUCUGGCGAUACAACGCCGGCGAAGCGGCCAGCAAUGGACGGGAAUGGCUCGUCCGCCAAGCAUCAGGAUCCUAGGGUGUUCCAUGAGACAGACUCUGAGAGUAGCGAGGAUGAAGGCGAUAUCUAUGAUAACCCUGGAACAGCUAAGAGCGCAACAAGCGCGAAGAGCAACGGCAUGAACUCGCUGGCAGGUAUUGGCGGCGGUGGUUCCCGACCAACAGGUCAAGGUGCCUCGCAGUCACCAAGUACCCAGACGCUAUCAAGCCACUCACACCUACAAAACGCCAUUCAACACACCCAGUCCGCGGUAGCGACAGUCCCAGCGCGGAAAGCUGUCGAGCCAGUCAGGAGCUCUUUCACGCCCGUUAAUCAAACCGCCCCCUUACAGACCGUCCAUAGAAGGCAGUCUGCACCCUUGACGGGCACUGCGCCGACGCAGAGCCCACCCGCAAACUUGGACCAUCAGAACCUACCGGAGUCUUCUCGGGCAACCCCAAACCAAGAUCCAAAUCUCGAACGGCCGCCGCAAUCCGCGGUGUCAACUAGCCCACAACAGUUUCUGAACAGCCGUCCGGCUACUGAAGGAGAACAGCGCUCGAAGCCAUUGGAGUGGCGUCAGGAGGAGGAGGAGCAGGCGAUAACUCGGCGGUGGCUUACCCAACUGAAUAAGGAUGGCGAGGAGCUGAUUAGUCGGCUCAAAAGCUGCCUCAAGAAUGCUCAGCAGGCUGCCCAGGUUCAAAAUGAAGAGCUUGCUGCCGAGUGUAAUGAGCUUAGAGACAAGUUAGCUGCGGAGACUAAGGAGAAGGAAGGAUAUGUCAAGGAGAUUGGACAACUCAAGGCGGAGGUCAAGAGGAUGGAAGAGGAGCAGGUGCUGAUGGAGGCGGCGAUGAAGAAGAUGGAAGAGGAGCAGGUGAAGAUCUUGGAGGAUAAGAAGAGGAUAACGGGCGUUUGCAAGACGCUUGAGGAGUUGGUUGGGUUCAUCAAGCAUUAG
Aspergillus mulundensis is the source of this 1215-nucleotide messenger RNA. RefSeq lists its product as uncharacterized. NCBI's taxonomy places the organism in Eukaryota, Fungi, Ascomycota, Eurotiomycetes, Eurotiales, Aspergillaceae. The record is from RefSeq and is a predicted model, not a curated record. Bases 1 to 1215 code for a protein of 404 amino acids. The transcript has 3 exons.